AUGAAUGGCUUAUGCGUGUAUGGAAUUAGAGUUUCCAUAAGGAGCACCUCAGCAGUGCAAUUACUACGACGAUCCGUUAGUAGAGGAAGAUUAACCAAUGCAUCAUCACCACUAUAUAUGUCAAGACGUCAUAAUUCAACCAAUCAACAACAGGCAUUACUAGACCCACAAGAUAGAAUCAACUAUAUUAAACUGUUAAAACUGAGGAAAGAAGUUAGAAAAUAUUUAAAUCGAAUUUGUAAAUCGAAAAAUAUCAAUUUCAUUAAAGAAUCAAUUGAAUAUCAAGGUGAAUCAAUACUACAAAGAAUUCCUAAAGAUUUUUUAUAUCAAGAUAUAUGUAAUUUAAUACUUGAAGGUGACUCGAAAACGUUGGAUAGAAUAAGUUUAAAGAAUAUAAUUAAUCAUGUCACUGUGGAUGUGGGACCAACAGAAGGAAGAGAUAAGAGUAAUACCUCUUCAUCUUCUAUUGUUGAAUAUAUUGAUGAGUUUUUAUUAAUAUUGAUAAACGAAGGAGAAUACUUGAAAGCCACUAAAUAUAUGAUUCAAUUUAUUCGAAAAUUUAAAGAUCAAUUCAAAGUACCAAUUAUACAAUAUGAGACAUUUCAAUAUUUACUUAAGCUGAUUGAAUUGAAUAGUAGUGUUGAUGAAUUAACUCCAAUUAAUUAUGGAUUAUUACAACUUUGUGUCAAUCAUUAUCAAGGGAUUAAAGAUUUUGAAUAUGAUGAAAUGUUAUUACUUUUCAGAAUUUUCACUAAAAAUGUUAUUCAUGGGAAUUAUUUUAGUAAUUAUUAUUAUGAUUGGUUAUUGAUCAGAAAUCAGAAAUUAUUGAAUUUUACAACUAAUAAAAAAUAUGUGAAACAAUAUUUCCAAAUUCUAUGUCAAAUGUUGCAAACAAAUCUUGUUAAUUUGAAUGCUAAUCGAUGUUUCAAAAUUUGGGAAGAUAAUCAAGAAUUUAUAAUUGUUAAUAUUAGUGAAAAUGAAAAUGAUAUCGAUGAAAAACUUUUAAAUGAAUUUCUAGAUAUAAUGACAGAUAUAUUUAAACUUUGGACAGAUGAAAAUCAACCAAUUUUUAAGCCUGACAUUGCCAUAAUACUUGAAAAAUUGACCAAAAUUGAUAGAAUUAGCAAUAAAGAUAAAUUUAUAAAUUUUAAAUUAGAGUUUUAUGGAACGAUAUUUAGAAAUAACACAAGUUUUGAAAGAAUAAUUACUAAUCAAUUGAAUACACCCAAACCUAGUGGUAAAGAUCUGGAUGGUAUAAUUAUCAAUAAGAAAUUUAUAAAUCGAAGUAAUUUAAGUCAUUUAUUUGUUGGAUUUUUAAAUUUAAAUGAUGAAACCAAUUCUAAUAAAAUUUUAGAAACUAUUCAUAAACAAAACAAUACUACCAACAACACCAAUAAUACUAGUAAUUCAUUUUUAAAUCAAUAUGAACUUAAUGGUAUUAUUAAAAAAUUAUUGACCAAUCAUAAUGAUAUAAUUAAAUCAUUACAAAUAAUUGAAAAUUUAUCCUGGAAUCAUUGUAAAUGGAGUUAUUUUGAAAUAUUUAAAUAUAUUUUAAUUGAAGCUAGAAGUCAUCAAAAGCAAGAUGUGGAAACAUUUUUAAAAGAUUUCCAAUUAAGAAUUAUUGAAAAUUUUAAAGAUGAAAUUUUUUUCGAAGAAUUGACAAUACUUAUAUUGAAACAUAUAGCAAUUAUGGAUCUUCGAGAUGGUAUUAGAUUAUAUAAUAAGAUUUUGAAAUUAUCCAACAAUACUAAUGUUAUUGCCACCACCACCACCACCACUAAUAAAAAUAGGAGAUCACCACAAUCAUUUACCAACUCCAACACCAUUGCCACUAAGGGGAAUUUAAACACCAAUGAUUUAUCAUUAUUUGAAUAUUUAAAUAUUGAUGAAAUAUUUGAUAGAUAUACUUUAAAAUCAACUGAUAAAAGAUUGAGGAAACUUUUAAUACCUAAUGAAAGAAUUAAAUAUUUACCUGAUUGGUUAAUUGAUAAAAAUUAUUUGAAAUUAAUAAACAAAACUAGUAUGAUCAAAAUUUGUCACCAUUUAUUAAUUCAAUCAGUUGUUGAAAAAGAUUAUUAUUGUAUAAUUUGGUUAUUUGAUGAAAUGAGGAAAUUUGGUUGGAGUGUUGAAGAUAUUUUGUGGGUAUGUGAAUCUUAUGAUUCAGAAGAUUUUUUGAAAGAGAUAAUCAAUGAGAAAGUCUUAUCAAGUAUAAAAUGA
Messenger RNA from Candida albicans SC5314, 2217 nucleotides. RefSeq lists its product as uncharacterized. Lineage: Eukaryota; Fungi; Ascomycota; Pichiomycetes; Serinales; Debaryomycetaceae. The transcript has a single exon. Bases 1 to 2217 code for a protein of 738 amino acids. The record is from RefSeq and is a predicted model, not a curated record.